This is a messenger RNA of Fusarium sp. VM40, 1398 nucleotides long. NCBI's taxonomy places the organism in Eukaryota, Fungi, Ascomycota, Sordariomycetes, Hypocreales, Nectriaceae. The record is from the annotation of a GenBank genome assembly.
AUGGGCUCACCAGCACCGCAAGAUUACCAGUACCCGGUCACAAACUUCCCUCCCGCCGCCGAACGCACGGCAGAAAUGCCAAUGCUUUGGGACGAGGACCAUCUCAAGUUGAUCAACACCUGUACCAGGAGUGAAUCACUUUAUGAGCUGUACUUGCAGCUCCCCAGACUUGCAAAUGACCUUGAGAAUAACCAGACUCUCAAGGACAACAAGUUUUCGGUAGUAGAUACUGUCAAUGCUCUACGUAAUUGCGACUGGUCUAUGUGCGAAUUGCUACACAGCAUGCCGCCCAAAGUCAUUACGAGCAUUGUCAAGAAUACUAUUGCCUAUGAUAAUGAACAGAGAGAUCUUGCUGGUUUUGAGAUACCCAAUCACAAAAACGCGGAAGAGAUCCCUGGUGUCUAUGUCAUCGGCAUAAGCAUGUCGAAAGAGAAUGGCUGCUUCCUUAACAGGAAAGAGAUGGAUCUCCUGAUUGAACACAUUGAGGGGUAUAUCGAAGGAUAUCACGCCUAUGUGAAGUACCAGGAGAACCUUUCUGAGAAGGGCCUUGCAUUCGCAAAGACCUGUUUAUCAGUUAAAGAGAGAAGGGCUCAUACCCAUAUGAAGAGCAUAGAUGAUAAAGGUGGAGACAAGACAGCGGCACCUAUUUUUAUCACCAAAGAUGAAGAGGUGCCCAGAAUCCAGGCUCUUGUCAAAACCCUCAAGGCAAUGUGUGAUCCGAGCCUUGAUCCCACAGGCAGGGUCCGGAUGAUACAAAGCCCUCUAUACGUGGGAUGCUCUAAGAACCUGGCCGAACGUAUCAAGAUAUACAGCCGGCAUAGCCUGAAGCGUAUCAACAAACCUCUUGGUAUCACGCUUGCAUCCCUUAGAAAGCUCGGUUAUGCGUACAAGCUACACAUUGUUUGUGUGAUUCGUACGUGGAAGAGCGACCAGCUUCCUCUGGCCGAGCAGCUAGUGACUACACUUGCUGGUUCCCUAGUGUACCAGCAUGGGUUCAAUGCUAUCGAGGGUGGAGGAACAGGUUUUAAUACUGUGAAAUCGAUGGAGAGUCUUAAAGAAAAUACCGUGUAUGUCAUUUACAGGAUGCAACAUCUACUCUCCAACGUGAACCAGAGUCUUUACGACAUCGAGCUUCGUACCAGGUUUCUAGACGAUCUCGCUAUUGUUGAAGGUCAAGUCGUCGAUAUUAAAGAGACGAUGGAACUUUGCGAAAAGGAAUUGAACGAUCUCCCAUCAGGUUUCCAGUGGAAUGAAACCCUUUCGGAGAUCGAGCAACUUGUCCAGGACCUGAAAAAGGACCUGAAAGACAAACAAGAAGCACUGCGGUUCUGGACCCUGAUUCAGGAAAUCCAGAACAUUGUCAUUGAGGAAACAGGCCGAGGAAUAGAGUCUCUAUAA